UUCAUCUCUGAAUCUGAUUCCACAUCUUAAACCCUUUUCUCUAAACAUCGAUUUUGGUUUCUUUUCGCACAAUCCGCAGAGAUUUCUUCUUUUCAGAAAAAGUUAGAGGCUGGUGAAGAAGAAGAUUUGAUUGAUCGGCGAUAAUGGCGGGUCGGAACAUAGAGAAGAUGGCAUCUAUUGAUGCUCAGCUUCGGCAACUCGUUCCUGCUAAAAUUUUAGGCAAAUUGAUAAAUGAUCUUGUGCACAGGUUCAAGAGCUAUGAGCUUUCUGCUGAGUAUGAAGGGAAGCGUGAGCCUAAGAAGCUUGAGGAACUAGGGAGUGUCCUAACGAGUUUGGAUCCUGGUGACUCCAUUGUUAUCUCCAAGGCUUUCUCUCACAUGCUUAACUUAGCCAACUUGGCUGAGGAGGUUCAGAUUGCUCACCGCCGCAGGAUCAAGAAGUUGAAGAAGGGUGAUUUCGUUGAUGAGAGUUCUGCAACUACUGAAUCCGAUAUCGAAGAGACUUUUAAGAGACUUGUUUCGGAUCUUGGUAAGUCUCCUGAAGAGAUCUUUGAUGCCUUGAAGAAUCAGACUGUGGAUUUGGUUUUGACUGCUCACCCUACUCAGUCUGUGCGUAGAUCAUUGCUUCAGAAGCAUGGGAGGAUAAGGGACUGUCUUGCUCAACUGCUCAACUCUAUGCAAAGGACAUUACUCCUGAUGACAAGCAGGAGCUUGAUGAGUCUCUGCAAAGAGAGCUGCAUUCCGAAAGAUGAGAUUAGAAGAACACCUCCAACCCCGCAAGAUGAAAUGAGAGCUGGAAUGAGUUAUUUCCACGAGACAAUCUGGAAAGGUGUCCCCAAGUUCUUGCGCCGUGUGGACACAGCUCUGAAAAACAUCGGGAUUGAUGAACGUAAUCCGAGGGUCACACCUGAGGUCACUAGAGAUGUGUGCUUGUUGGCUAGAAUGAUGGCUGCCAAUCUCUACUAUAACCAAAUCGAGAAUCUGAUGUUUGAGUUGUCUAUGUGGCGUUGCACUGAUGAGUUCCGUGUCCGGGCGGAUGAACUCCACAGGAACUCAAGGAAAGAUGCUGCAAAACAUUACAUAGAAUUUUGGAAGACAAUUCCUCCAACUGAGCCAUACCGUGUGAUUCUUGAAGCUACUUUCACCAAUGUGGAACAGUUCUUGGAGCCUCUUGAGCUCUGUUACCGAUCACUAUGUUCAUGUGGUGACCGCCCAAUAGCUGAUGGAAGCCUUCUUGAUUUCCUGAGGCAAGUAUCUACCUUUGGACUCUCCCUUGUGAGACUUGACAUCAGGCAAGAGUCUGAACGCCACACAGAUGUCUUGGAUGCUAUACCAAGCACUUGGACAUCGGUUCCUUCCUAUAGAGACUGGUCUGAAGAAGGCCGACAGGAAUGGCUUCUGGCUGAACUAAGCGGCAAGCGUCCACUUUUCGGACCUGAUCUUCCCAAAACCGAAGAAAUUUCUGAUGUCCUGGACAUUCAAAACUGGUACAAAAACCGUAUUAACGGUAAACAAGAGGUUAUGAUCGGUUACUCAGAUUCAGGGAAAGAUGCUGGGCGUCUCUCAGCUGCUUGGGAGCUAUACAAAGCUCAAGAAGAGCUUGUGAAGCGUUUCACAGCAGCUACUUUAGAGCACGGAAUGAACCCUCCGAUUUCACCAAAACCCGAGUGGCGUGCUUUGCUUGAUGAAAUGGCGGUUGUGCAACUGAGGAAUACCGAUCUGUCGUUUUCCAAGAACCUCGAUUUGUCGAGUACUUCCGCCUCGCUACUCCGGAGCUGGAGUUUCGGAGCAGCUUUUAGGUAUGCGAUCAAGAAGGAUGUGAGAAACCUCCACAUGCUGCAAGAUAUGUAUAACAAUGGCCCUUUUUCCGAGUCACCAUCGAUAAUUGAAAUGGUGUUCGCCAAGGGAGACCCCGGGAUGCUGCUUUGUACGACAAACUUCUUGUCUCUGAAGAUUUAUGGGCUUUUGGAGAAAACAGAGCCAACUUUGAUGAAACAAGAACCUGUCCUCCAGACUGCUGGACAUAAAGACCUUCUUGAAGGAGAUCCUUACUUGAAACAGAGACUAAGGCUACGUGACUCUUACAUUACGACCCUCAACGUUUGCCAAGCCUACACAUUGAAGAGGAUCCGUGAUACAAACUACAAUGUGACUCUGCGACCACACAUUUCCAAAGAGAUCAUGCAAUCAAGCAAAUCAGCACAAGAGCUCGUCAAGCUUAACCCCACGAGUGAAUACGCGCCUGGACUUGAGGACACACUUAUCUUAACCAUGAAGGGUAUUGCCGCAGGAUUGCAAAACACCGGUUAAGCAUGUUAAUAGAACUAUGCCGUUAAGAAGGGAGGUGCGUUGAGGAAACAACGAUUUUUUGUUUAGCUGUUUACGACACACGGCUCACAUUUGGUCUGCAUGUAUUAUAGUGUCAGUUCUCACUGUAACACUGCUUAAGACUUAAACCACACGAGUGUGUUAAUCAAAGAGACAAAGAAUU
Arabidopsis arenosa is the source of this 2490-nucleotide messenger RNA. The record is from the annotation of a GenBank genome assembly. NCBI's taxonomy places the organism in Eukaryota, Viridiplantae, Streptophyta, Magnoliopsida, Brassicales, Brassicaceae.